AAUACUCAUCAAGGUUAUUCCACCUGAGAGUUGCGUCGGAUUGCAUCACCUUUGACCAGUGGAGGUAGCAAAUUCGCAGAACUUCAGGUUAGGGACAUCUGGACAUGUCCUGGAAGCUUUAAUCACCAUUUUCUGAUCAAAAGAGAGCAUCAACAUGGCCUCUACAUUGAACUGGAAUACAUCCGUGGAAUGAGCCUGCAAGCAGCUUGGUUCUGCGGCAAUCUGUCGGAAGACCAGCAGAAAGACAUCAUUACGGAAAUUGCAGGCUACGUCAACCAGCUCCGAAGCUUAGAGCCACCACAGAGAGAGUUUGUUGGCUCUGCGACUCUCGAACCAUGUCUUGACUAUCAUGUGGGCUUUUCUACUUUUGACCCAUUCAGCGAUCAUGCAGAGUUUCAUUCUUUCCUUCGGCGAUAUAUACCUAUUGAGACAUGCACGCAGACUUUCGGCCAAGAGGUCACUCACUGUCACUCACGCUGACCUCUGUCCUCGAAAUAUCAUUGUGAAGAACGGAAAAGUCGCUGCAAUCAUUGACUGGCAAUCUGGUGGCUGGUAUCCGGAGUACUGGGUAUAUACCAAAGCACACUACGGCAUGGUUAACAGGCCAGAUUGGUACGAGGCACUGGAGUCUGCCAUCGCGAGAUACGAUGAUGAGUAUGAAGCUGAGCAAGCACUGUGGGAACAAUGUGACCAGCCAGGAAUUCCACUACAUUUCAGUGGCCAAGACAACUAAUCACAACUGGAUGAGACUCUUCAAUGAUUUUGCAGUAUCGAGAUAAGACACCUCCAAGCAGG
Messenger RNA from Aspergillus homomorphus CBS 101889, 795 nucleotides. RefSeq lists its product as uncharacterized. The transcript has a single exon. NCBI's taxonomy places the organism in Eukaryota, Fungi, Ascomycota, Eurotiomycetes, Eurotiales, Aspergillaceae. The record is from RefSeq and is a predicted model, not a curated record. The coding region runs from base 350 to 733 and encodes 127 amino acids.